UUAUCCUAAUUCCGUUUUCACUAUCACACAGGCUUAUGCUCGUAAACGAAAAAUCCUGUGGAUUCCUUUAUAUUCCCAAUGGAUGGUACAUAUAUCCAAAUUUUGACGAAACUCUGUUCGGUGCAAAUAUCAUAGCACAAUGUAACAUUGGAUAUAAACUUGUUGGAAAAAAUACUAGAACUUGUCGAGAUACAGGUUGGGAUGGCAGAGACCCUGUCUGUGAAGUGGUGAAAUGUUCCAAACCUCCUAAAAUAAACAACGGACAUCUUGAUGAACCACACGAGCAAAAAUAUCUAUAUGCACAAGUGGGCUCCGCCUUCAUUUUCGAAAUACUAUACCGAGAUUGUCUAGUUGUUGACUUCUUUGAAACUGGGCAAAAUAUCACAUUAAGGCCUGGUGUGAAAGGAGACCUGCGAAUGAUUACGUGGCAACACCAAGGGAGGAAAGUUGUCAAAUACGAGAUACUGCCAUGGAACAAUGGCACUACCGAGUGGUACCUAUUGAAGAACAGAGCACUUCUUAAUCUGGCAACUGGUGAUCUCACACUACUGCAGCUGAGAAGCAGCGACAGUGGCUUCUAUGAGUGUGAGAUCCUUGUGGAGAGAUCUCUAAUGCGGUCCAAAUAUGAUAUUACAGUUAUGGAUGCAGUUUCAACGCCAAAAGUGAUGUGUCUGUCAAACGGUACAGAAGCAGAAGAAAUAACACUUCAGUGCUCAGUGGAUCCUUCAGAACAGGCGACCUUUAAAUGGGACGGGCCUCAUGGUUUCAUUGGCCAUGGGGACAGAGUUCAAAUCAACAAAACCACAGACCGUGACUCAAUCUACAGCUGUACUGCAGAAAAUGACGUGAGCAAAAAGAUCACGUUUAUUGAUCUGAAGGGCUGUUUCUCAGAUCCAUCUGAAGGAAGUCAUGUUCCAAUCAUUUGA
Electrophorus electricus (electric eel) is the source of this 926-nucleotide messenger RNA. RefSeq lists its product as uncharacterized. NCBI's taxonomy places the organism in Eukaryota, Metazoa, Chordata, Actinopteri, Gymnotiformes, Gymnotidae. Gene Ontology annotation, cellular component: membrane. The record is from RefSeq and is a predicted model, not a curated record.